Messenger RNA from Nerophis lumbriciformis (worm pipefish), 759 nucleotides. Lineage: Eukaryota; Metazoa; Chordata; Actinopteri; Syngnathiformes; Syngnathidae. The record is from RefSeq and is a predicted model, not a curated record.
AUGCUGCCAUUGGUGCGCACUCGGAAUAAACGAUGGCUUCUGCUGCUGCUCUUUGCCACCGCCGCGAGGUGCCAAGCACCGGCGGGUCGUCCCAAGGCCAACUCCAUCAAGCCGGGUCUACUCGCGGGUGGUGGGGAUGAGCGGGGGUCCACAGCCGCCCCCGAGCGCACGGCUCACGCGCACGCAGGCACCGUUAAGAAGUUCAACAUCUUUACGCAGCAGGUGUAUCCGUGCAGCAACGACAAGGAGUGCAGCGUGGGAAGUUACUGCCACACCCCCCAGCAGCCGCCCUCGCGCUGCCUCGCCUGCCGCAGGAGGAAGAAGCGCUGCCACCGGGACGCCAUGUGCUGCCCUGGCAACCGUUGCCAUAACUUUAUUUGCACGGCUAUCUCUGAGAGUGUGAUCUCACCUCACAUCUCCGCCUUGGACAAACACAGCAAGCUCUCCUACAAAGACCAGAGCUGGAGGAAAAGCACAGGGAAAACACAUACCAAGCAUUUUCUAAAAGGCCAUGAAGGUGACCCUUGCUUGCGUACUUCAGACUGUUCCGCGGGUUACUGCUGUGCCCGCCACUUCUGGACCAAAAUCUGUAAGCCGGUGCUGCGACUGGGCGAGGUCUGCACCAAGCAGCGGAAGAAAGGCUCACACAACCUAGAGAUCUUCCAGCGCUGCGACUGCGCUAAAGGCCUCUCGUGCAAGGUGUGGAAAGACACGACCUCAUCGUCCAAGUCCAGACUGCACAUGUGCCAGAAGAUCUGA